AAACCGGCGCACGGCCCAAGAGCCGGACGCCUCCCUGGUUCCCUUUUCCCCCGAUCUCGCCGCAUCCGUGGUCAAAUACGACGCUCUCUCAUACACACUGAUCCGUGGCCCAUUCCUCCCUCUCACUCCACCUAGCUGCGCUGCGCAGCUGCCUCCGAGCGAGCGAGCCAGCAAGGUGGAGCAGGCGCGAGCACGGUUGGCUGGUGGAGGGAGGAGAUGAAGGCGGUGGAGCGUGCGAAGCUGGUGCGGAGCCUCCGGCAGGAGUCGCGGCGGCUACGCCUGCUCGUCCUCGUCAUCGGCUUCUUCCUCAUCACCCUCACCUUCGUCGUCUUCAUCAAGCCCGACGCGAUCCUUUUCAACCUGAACGGCAGGCUGUCGGUGGACCAGGCACCGCGUUCGCUCCUGAUCCGCCAGGGGGUCGACACCGCCGCCACCGCCUCGAGGAGAUCCGCCGACACUCUCGCCGCUGCGGCCGAGGAUCCCAAGGUGGUGGACGGCGACAGCGCCGGAAUUGAAGCCAACGCCAACGCCAACGCCAACGCCGGAGGAGGAGCCAGUGAAGACGAGAAGCGAGUGCUCACUAGUGAGACCGAGCAGGGCAAAAUGGCGGAGGCGGCCCCCGCAUCUGAGCUUUUAGGUGGGGAAGAAGAAGGGAGGAAUGGUCUGCACAAGGGCCGCCAAGAGGACCAGGAGCACAAGAUGACUCUCCCAACUGUUUCCAAUUAUAGCAUUCACGAAACCACCAAUGACAGCGACAAUGGCAAACAAGAAGAUCGCAAAACAGACUCAGGAAUUAAGCUCGUAACAGAUGUUGACCAGAGCAAUAGCAGGGACAGAUCUCAUCAACCAGCAUUGGAUAAUAUGGGGUGGGACAAACCGUUGUGUGAUUUCUCAAACUUCCGAGCGAAUGUCUGUGAGAUGCGAGGUAACAUUAGGAUACACCCAAGUGGCAGUUCAGUCAUGUACAUGGAGCCAGCAGGUUCAAUGAAAGAUGAGCAAUGGAAAAUUAAGCCUUACCCUCGCAAAGGUGAUGAAUUAUGCCUCAGUCAUAUUACAGAGGUGACUGUGCAGUUCAGCAAAGUUGCACCUGAGUGUACCAAAUACCAUGACGUGCCUGCCGUGAUCUUUGCUUUGACAGGAUACACUGGAAAUCUAUUCCAUGACUUCACUGAUGUGCUUGUCCCCCUUUUCACGACUGCAAAUGAGUUUAAUGGUGAAGUUCAAUUCCUAAUCACAGACAUGGCUAUUUGGUGGACAAGAAAGUAUGCAGUAGUGUUUGAGAAGCUAACUAAGUAUCCUUUGAUUGAUUUCAACAAAGACAACGAAGUGCAUUGCUUUAAGCAUACCAUUGUUGGCCUUCAUGCUUACAUGGAGUUAACAAUUGACCCAUUGAAGGCUCCGCACAAUUACUCAAUGGUGGACUUCAAUAAGUUCAUGCGCAGAACCUACUCACUGCCUAGGGAUGAAGUGACCUCACUUGGUGAGGUCCCCAAGACCAAGCCACGACUUCUGAUUAUCUCCAGACAGAGGACAAGGAUGUUCCUCAAUCUCAAAGAGAUUGUAGCCAUGGCUGAGGAGAUAGGCUACGAAGUGGUGGUUGAAGAGGCCAAUGUGAACUCUAAUGUCGCCCAUUUUGCCAAUGUAGUUAAUUCUGUGGAUGUGAUGAUGGGGGUUCAUGGUGCUGGGCUCACAAAUUGUGUGUUCCUUCCACAUAGUGCUAUACUGAUUCAGAUUGUACCAUGGGGUGCCCUAGAUGGGAUAUGCCGAGUUGAUUUUGGCUACCCAGCAGAACAGAUGGGGCUAAGGUACAAGCAUUACAGCAUCGGUGUUCACGAAAGCAGCCUCACGGAUCAAUACCCCCUGGAUCACGAGAUCUUCAAAAACCCGCUUGCAUUCCACAAGAAUGGAUUUGAGUUUGUCCGACAGACAUUCAUGGAUACGCAAAAUGUGAGGCUUGAUUGUAAUCGGUUCAGACCUAUACUCUUGGAGGCCCUUGAUCAAUUGAACCAAUAAGGAUCACUGGUUUUAUUCUGGUUGCACAAGAUUCCUUUUCUUUUCAAAUUUUCAGUUGGCCAUUCUUCUCUUUGUAAAAUUUCACGACCAUUCUCUGAAGACAUGAGAAACAACAAAAUUAAUUAUUUUUUCUAAACUUUGGAAAUUGCAUCA
Messenger RNA from Panicum virgatum (switchgrass), 2166 nucleotides. Its product is annotated as alpha-1,3-arabinosyltransferase XAT2-like. NCBI's taxonomy places the organism in Eukaryota, Viridiplantae, Streptophyta, Magnoliopsida, Poales, Poaceae. Gene Ontology annotation, molecular function: glycosyltransferase activity. The coding region runs from base 217 to 2013 and encodes 598 amino acids. The record is from RefSeq and is a predicted model, not a curated record. The transcript has 6 exons.